This is a messenger RNA of Mesorhabditis spiculigera, 1764 nucleotides long. NCBI's taxonomy places the organism in Eukaryota, Metazoa, Nematoda, Chromadorea, Rhabditida, Rhabditidae. The record is from the annotation of a GenBank genome assembly.
AUGGUACAAAUGAGUGUGAUUACCACAAAUCAAUCCCUGCUCGAUCGACCUCUUCAUCGUCCUCGACUAGGCAUCUUUGUCUAUCUGCUUUGUUUCUCGGCCGUAAUCGGCGGCUUUUUGUUCGGCUAUGACACGGGCAUUGUCUCUUCUGCCAUGCUUUUCGUCCCUUCCAACGGCGGGAUGAAGCCAUUGUCUUAUGCUUGGCAAGAAGUCAUCAUAUCUGUUACGCCAGGUUUCGCUGCCGUCGGGUCAUUAUUAGCGGGCCCUGGGGCCGAUCGUUUUGGCAGGAAAAAGAUGAUCAUCGGUUCUUCCUUCGUUUUUACCGUCGGUGCCCUGGUUUGUGCGAUUGCCGUCGAAAAGAUCAUGCUGACGGGCGGCCGCAUUCUGCUCGGGCUGGCCAUCGGGUUUGCGUCGAUGAUUGUGCCGCUGUACGUGGGCGAGUCUUCGCCGGCCCACAUCCGAGGAACACUCAUCACCGGAUUCCAGCUGCUCAUCACUUUCGGACUUUUUGCAGCGAAUCUGAUCGCUGGCGUCUUCAGCUACAUUGAUCCCACCUCUAUCGGAUGGAGGUUGAUGUUCGGGUUUGCGGCAAUCCCGGCUGGUAUUCAAUUUGUCGUCUUCUUUUGCAUGCCAGAAAGUCCUCGGUGGUUGUAUGAACAUGGCCGGAUUGAAGAUGCCAAAAGUGUGCUAGACAAGAUUUACAACGGCGACAAAGCUUGGAUUGAAUACGAAGUGGCCGAACUGACAUUAGCCGCUGAAAGGGGACGCAGUGUCCCUCAAGAAACUGGUAUGGCCCUGCUAUGGCGGAUCUUCACGACAGCCCACGUGCGAAAGGCGCUACUUGUCGGCUGUGUAUUACAGGGCUUCCAACAAUUAUCCGGAAUCAACACCAUCAUGUAUUACACGGGAAAGAUUAUCCAAUCAGCCGGCGUCAGCAGCAAGCACGCGACAAUAUGGAUUUCAGCUGCGAUCUCUGCCGUCAACUUUUUGUGCACAUUUUUGCCACUGUAUAUGGUGGAUCGAUGUGGUCGACGGGUGCUGCUGAUCGCGUCUGUGCUUGGCGUGGGAGCCACGUUGCUGGCGAUGGGUGGCGCCUUUCUGGCGAUAAAUCGAGAAUCCGAUCUGGUGAUCAACAACUAUACAGCGUCCCCUGUCAAUCAUAUUGCCCAUUGCAAAGCGUAUAGUAACUGUGACUACUGCGUGACGGAUGAGCGAUGUGGCUUUUGCAAGGCGAAGGCAGCUGAUGCCGGCUAUUGCGUGCCAUUUUCAAUGGAUACUGACGAUCGUUCAUUGACGGGUCCAUGCAUUAAUGGGACAGAGCAUGGCCGAGGACAAGCAUAUCAAUGGAGUCCGUCUUUCUGCCGUUCCGGCCUGACAAUGCUGCCAAUCGGCCUGAUGAUCCUGUAUUUGGGGUUCUUUUCUAUUGGUUUUGCCCCAUUACCGUGGGUACUGAACGCAGAAUUCUACCCGCUAUGGGCCAGAUCGACUUGUGUGGCAAUGGCCACAGCUGCGAAUUGGGCCUUCAAUCUGUUGAUCUCUCUCACAUUCCUCUCACUUUCACAGGCACUCACCAAAUAUGGUACAUUCUGGCUGUACGGGGGUGUGACAGCAAUUGCCCUUAUUUUUGUGGUGAUAGCAGUGCCGGAGACAAAGAAUUGCUCGAUUGAAGAAGUGGAGCGUUUAUUCAUGUCAGAAGAGGAACGGAUGAAGCAGAAUCGUCCCAUUGGCUAUCAAAAAAGAUCACAGUCCGUCGACGUCGUCUUC